Molecule: messenger RNA, 2159 nt
Organism: Neodiprion fabricii
Lineage: Eukaryota; Metazoa; Arthropoda; Insecta; Hymenoptera; Diprionidae
Product: keratin, type I cytoskeletal 9-like
Exons: 9
Coding region: 171-1463 (430 amino acids)
Cellular component (GO): cytosol
Molecular function (GO): mRNA binding
Source: RefSeq, a predicted model, not a curated record
AUUGUUGGAGGGAAUGACGCCACCCGGCUUUGCGACGUCCAUUCCGUUUCCGUUUCUGUGGCGUUGAUGGUCGUCUACUCGAUAAAUAAUUGCAUUCAAUAAUACGUUUUCAGUUUAAAACUAAUCUUACCGAUUCGCAGGCAUUCCGCUGAUACUUCCUUCUUACGAAAAUGACUGAAGAAAAGAAAAUAGUUUCUACCGCUGCACCGAGAAAAACUAAGAUCUUUGUCGGCCGACUGCCAGAAAAUUGUCGAAACGAUGAAUUGCGUCAGUUGUUCCUACGCUUUGGCGAAGUCACAGAGUGUGAUGUGAUGAACCGUUACGGAUUUGUUCAUAUGGCACGGGAAGAGGAUGCAGCAACGGCAAUCAAAACUCUUCACAAUUCAAGUUUCAAAGGAGCAACCAUCAACGUCGAACAAUCGACAGGAAAAUCUCGAGGGGGUGGCGGCGGGGGUGGUGCUCGGAGAGACGGCGAUCGUCGGGGUGGUCCUAUGAGAGGGGGACGCGGAGGUCGGGACGGAGGUCGUGACGGACGACCGGGACCAUAUAAUGAUCGUCGAGGUGGUAGCCGGGAUGGCGGUUUUGGUGGCAAUGAUCGAGGUGGAAGGGGUGACUUUGGCAGAAGAGGUGAUUUCGGCAGCAGCAGAAAUGGUCCCGGUGCCGGGGGUGGUUACAACGACUACGGUAAUCGGGGAGGUGGCGAUUACACUGGUCGUGGCGCUGAUUUCGGAGGCGGAUACAACGAUCGUGGUGGUUACGGACAAAAUAGCGGAAGUGGUCUAGGAGGGUACUCGACAAGCUCACCAGGAAUGGGAGGAGCAUACGGCCCUGCUUCAGGGGUUUCUGGAGGAUACGGACCUACCGCGACACCGGAGUAUGGACGAGGUGCAGACUUUGGUCGAGCUGCAGACUUUGGAGCAAGAGCAGAUUUUGGGGGCCGAUCUUCAGCGAGUAUGGGAGGUGACUUCAGUCGUGGUGGCCCAGCUGAUUAUGGUCGAAGUGACACAUUUGGUGGCGCUCGUACUGCCGAUUAUCCACCAAGAAACGAUUACGAUCGCGGGGUAUCAGGACCGAUGAGGAAUGGAGGUGCCACAGCAGCUUAUGGCGGAGGUUUCACAGAAGCUGGGGGUUUUCCAGCAGGGUCAGGAGUUAUAACUAAAAGUCAAGGGGAAACUGGGGGAUUUACUCAGGAUGGACCAAUGCAAUUCAACAGGAACGAAGAGACUCCCCUUACUAAUUUUCCUCUAUUUGACAGGCCUAUUGGUGCAGUACCCAAUUAUAGCACAGGUCCCGGGCCACAAGCGGACAUGUUUAGCAGAAGACCGGGAAGUGCCGCUCCUAGCGGAGGGUACCCUCCAGUCGGUGGAGGUUACAGCGACGGAUAUGACAGAACGGAUCCCUAUGGUCCAAGGAGUGCCGGGCGCUUCCCAGGUCCGGCAGACUCGAUGCCGCCGAGGUACUAAAGUACUAUACCGAUCGGUAGCGUUCGUCGGAGACAAAUAAAUACCUUGCGGCGAUUAGCGUGCGGUUAUAAACCUGCGCCACAACUAUUUCGAUCUACCCUGUGUAUGAAACAAAAAAAACGCAGUCCACUCAAUUAUGAAUUAAUGCAACCUUAAUGUAUAAUUUAUAUUAAACUUAAAAUAACCAUUUUAAGAUACCUAUCAUAAGAUGCAGUUAGACCGAAAAAAAUUAUUAACGCAUAGCUUAGAUUUAGGUUCAUAGCGACACUAUGUUAGUAUUAGAUUCCCACGACAAUUAUUGUGUAGCAAAAGUGAAUGGGUUUCGCGUGACUAUCGCUAACCGUUCGAUAUAAAAUUUUAUACCCCGAAUCGAGUUUCGUUGAGAAUUAGUUUUGUUGCCAGGUUUAUCUCACGUAUUGUAGAGAACGUAUUUUGCUGACGACAGUGUUGGUUUUUUAACUGAAAUAAUAUUCCAUUCAGGCAUAGACCAAAGGCCAACAGUUUGAAACCUUACUGAAUAUAAGAUUUUUCAUUUCCCUAGUUAGCGUAGGAUCGCAGUGGAAAGGGUAAACAUGAGAUAUGAGGGACAUGCUGUGUAUCAUUUAUUUUUAUUUUUUAUUUUUUUUUUUUUUUUUUUAUACAUGUAACAAUUAUGUCUGACUGUUCAUCAAUAAACCGAAAACGUCAUUGAGAUGA